This is a messenger RNA of Pneumocystis jirovecii RU7, 966 nucleotides long. Its product is annotated as 26S proteasome regulatory subunit rpn11. The transcript has 8 exons. Gene Ontology annotation, cellular component: proteasome regulatory particle, lid subcomplex. Lineage: Eukaryota; Fungi; Ascomycota; Pneumocystomycetes; Pneumocystales; Pneumocystaceae. Gene Ontology annotation, molecular function: metallopeptidase activity; protein binding; proteasome binding. The record is from RefSeq and is a predicted model, not a curated record. Bases 1 to 966 code for a protein of 321 amino acids. Gene Ontology annotation, biological process: proteasome-mediated ubiquitin-dependent protein catabolic process; protein deubiquitination.
AUGGAAAGAUUACAACAGCUUUUGCAAGGAUCUGCUGGACUUGGCCUUGGAGGAGGAGCUCAAAAUUCAGAUAUAAUACAAAUUGACAAUUCUGAAACUGUAUACAUUUCUUCAUUAGCACUUUUGAAGAUGUUAAAGCAUGGACGUGCAGGAGUUCCUAUGGAAGUAAUGGGGUUAAUGCUUGGUGAAUUUGUGGAUGAUUAUACAAUUCAUGUUGUAGAUGUGUUUGCCAUGCCACAAUCAGGAACAGGGGUUUCUGUAGAAGCAGUUGAUCCUGUUUUUCAGCAGAAAAUGAUGGAAAUGCUUAAACAAACUGGUCGUCCAAAUAAUGUAGUAGGCUGGUACCAUUCUCAUCCAGGAUUUGGUUGUUGGUUGUCAUCGGUCGAUAUUAAUACACAACAAUCUUUUGAACAGCUUACUUCUCGCGCAGUUGCAGUAGUUGUGGAUCCGAUUCAGUCUGUUAAAGGGAAAGUUGUUAUCGAUGCGUUUCGAUUAAUAAAUCCAUCCAUGCUUAUGAUGGGUCAAGAGCCUAGACAAACAACUAGUAAUAUUGGUCAUCUUAAUAAGCCAUCUAUUCAAUCUCUCAUUCACGGCGUUAAUAGACAUUAUUAUUCUAUUGCUAUUAAUUAUAGAAAAACAGCAUUAGAGGAAACAAUGUUGUUAAAUCUUCAUAAAAAGACAUGGACAAGUGGUCUUGUAUUAGAAGAUUUUGAAAUGCAUGACAAAAAAAAUCAGGAAUCUGUAGAAAGUAUGUUGAAAUUAUCGGAAAAUUAUACCAAAAGAGUGGAAGAAGAGACUCAAAUGACAGCAGCUCAACUUAAAACACGAUAUAUUGGAAAACAUGACCCACGCAAGCAUUUACAAAAUAAAAUAGAGGCUUUAAUGGGAGACAAUAUUACUCAGAUGCUAGCAACAACUUAUCACAUUACUUCUAUAUUAAAAGACGAGAAAGAAACAGGGGCGUAG